Messenger RNA from Panicum virgatum (switchgrass), 1129 nucleotides. Its product is annotated as glycine-rich protein 2-like. The coding region runs from base 141 to 806 and encodes 221 amino acids. Gene Ontology annotation, molecular function: nucleic acid binding; zinc ion binding. The transcript has a single exon. The record is from RefSeq and is a predicted model, not a curated record. Lineage: Eukaryota; Viridiplantae; Streptophyta; Magnoliopsida; Poales; Poaceae.
CCCCCUCGGAUUCGCCUCUAAAAGGGCAGCCCGGUCGCCCUCCUCCACACAUCGCUCCCUCUCCCUCUCCCCCACAGCAGGCUAGCUAGGGUUUUCUGGGGUUUGCGAGGGGGUUGCUCCGGUCCGGCGGGAGGGGGGAGAUGGCGGCGGAGCGGGCUCAGGGGACGGUGAAGUGGUUCAACGGGAUCAAGGGGUUCGGCUUCAUCAGCCCCGACGACGGCGGCCAGGACCUCUUCGUCCACCACUCCUCCGUCAAGGCCGACGGCUUCCCCAACCUCAAGGACGGUGACGCCGUCGAGUUCACCGUCGGCGCCGACAACGACGGCCGCGCCAAGGCCAUCGACGUCUCCGCGCCCGGCGGCGGCGCGCUUGCCGGCGGGGAGCGCCCGGACAACGGCUACGGCGGACGCGGUGGCGGCGGCUACGGCGGCGGAGGCGACCGCGGCUACGGUGGAGGAGGUGACCGCGGCUACGGCGGAGGCGGCGACCGCGGCUACGGCGGAGGCGGCGACCGCGGCUACGGCGACCGCGGCUACGGCGGAGGCGGCGGCGACCGCGGCUACGGGGGAGGAGGUGGCUACGGAGGAGGCGGCGACCGUGGCUACGGCGGCGGCGGCGGAGGCGGCCGCGGCUCCGGGUGCUACAAGUGCGGCGAGGAGGGCCACAUCGCACGGGACUGCUCCCACGGCGGCGGCGGCUACGGCGGUGGCGGUGGUGGCGGCUACGGCGGAGGCCGCGGCUCCGGGUGCUACAACUGCGGUGAGGACGGCCACAUCUCCCGCGAGUGCCCCAACAAGAGGCGCUAGGCACGACGCCUCCACGUCGGACGCGGUCCGGCUCCAACCUCCUGGCUCUUGCAUCAAGUCAUGGCCAUCUAUCUAUCAGUAGUAGUAGUCUUUCGUGCUCGUUCUCGUCGUUCGCUCGUGUCGUAGUAGGAAGAAGAAGAAGGCGUGUGGAGAACUGGUGAUGAGGUGGAUCCGCCUGUUUCGGAGUAGCAAUCUAUGUUUCUGUUUUGCAUCAGCUGUGAGGCUGCCAUGAUCAUGGAUGGCACUGCCGAUCUACCAAAUUAUCUAUCUAUCAAUGGUAUGGAAUGGAGUAGUAAUCUAUUUGCACUCAGAUUAUAGUAGUA